Aphanomyces astaci is the source of this 2469-nucleotide messenger RNA. Its product is annotated as 3,4-dihydroxy-2-butanone-4-phosphate synthase. Gene Ontology annotation, molecular function: 3,4-dihydroxy-2-butanone-4-phosphate synthase activity. Lineage: Eukaryota; Oomycota; Saprolegniomycetes; Saprolegniales; Verrucalvaceae. The transcript is spliced from 6 exons. Gene Ontology annotation, biological process: riboflavin biosynthetic process. Gene Ontology annotation, cellular component: cytosol. The record is from RefSeq and is a predicted model, not a curated record. The coding region runs from base 1 to 2469 and encodes 822 amino acids.
AUGGCGAUCACGACUAGCAGGUUCCAGCGGCGCGUCCUCUACGUCGUGGUGCUUGCGGCAGUAGCUGUGACGAAUAUAGUGGCAGCGGAUAACUCGUCCAACUCCACUUCACAGAUGCCCCAUACCAACAUGCCAACGGUCAUUGCAAACACAUCUGUCGUCACCACUCUGGCGCCGAUUACGUCGGCGCCGCCGGUGAACACAACCACAUCACCUCCAACAACCACACCUCCAACAACAAAGCCUCCAACAACAGCACCUCCAAAGACAACAACAGCACCUCCAACGACGACGUCUACUUCGCUUGCACCAUCCACGUCACCUCCACAUACGACUCCGCCGCCUGCCACGACGACUACUCCCGCUCCAACCACCUCAGUCGUCGCUCCGUUGCCAUCCAUAUUAGCGAUCGACAUCCCACCGCCUUCGACUCUAGAAGUUGACAUGUCCGACAUAACGCCGAUGCCAUCGUCACCUCGACUUCCUCGACCGUCGACACAAAAUCCAACGUCUGGUGAAGGCGACCACGACAACAGCAUGGGGACGAUUUUCGUGGUAAGCGUUUCCGGCGCGGCGGUCAUUCUCCUCGGAAUCGCCGCGCUCGUUGUGCACCGGCGGCGGCAGGCUCAUCAGGACAGCUCGGACUCGACGAUCGACGACAGUAUAUUGGCGCCCCCCUCGAUUAAGACACGGCGGACAAACAACCCUUCCGUGGUGCUCGUGCAGCAUGACUACGGCAGCGGCGUCCCGCCGGGAGGCAUCACCAACUAUGCCACUUCCGUCCGCAAGAAGCAGCGAUCGCUUCCGAAACCGUCCGCAUCACCGUCCACAGAGAUUGCUGUGCUUGGCGGCGCCAUGAACCAAGGAGGAGGCAGUCAUGCCGCAGCCGCUGACGACCGAUCGUCUUCGUUCUUUACAUGGGACUCUCAGCGCGGGGGGAGUAUCGAUGACGUGGCACUGCAACGUCACUUGAACAAGCAUCUGCCACCUCCGCCGCCGCCGUUGGCUUUCGGGGAAUUUGACGGGGGCGUGCACCAUGCAAAGUACAUUACGACGACGAUCACGCCAUCACGGCGGCGGCGGGAUUGUGUGUCAUUUCAGAGUCCGAAAAGCAUGAGCUACAACGACCACGUGGCCGCGAUCCACGCGGCGGAUGUGGGGACCGAUGACGACGACGAUAUGACGAUGCACAAAUUUUCGUUCUUGUCCAAUGGAUCGGUUGUAGACCCAAGAUAUACGCCGAGACAGUAUGCGCCGGCGGUAUCCCUUGCCUCGGACGACGACAUGAGCUCAUUGGAUGAUAGCAGUAGUAUGUACCACAGCACACGAGACUCGUACGACAGUGUCGCACAUGCGAAGAGUGGGGAUCGGGAUACCAACCAUUCCGUCGAUAGCUGUGACAUGGCUGUUUCUACCGCCGCGACGAACGUGGGCACGUCAUCCGUGGAGGAUGCACUCCAAGCGAUCCGCGAUGGCAAGUUUGUGGUCGUAAUGGACAACGAAGACCGUGAAAACGAAGGCGAUUUGAUCACCGCGGCCGAAAAGGCGACGGAAGAGUCCCUUGCGUUUAUGAUCCGAUACUCAAGCGGAGUUGUGUGUGCGCCGCUGACGGUGCAACGGAUCAACGAGUUGCAGCUGCCUAUGAUGGUGCCCAACAACACAGAAGUCCGCAAAUGCAAGUUUACCGUCACGGUAGACCUCGACGAAGGCAACACGACGGGUAUUUCCGCAGCAGAUCGCGCGCGAACCAUCCGCGCUCUUGCGGACCCAACUGUAUCUGCCUCUGCGUUCAACCGACCGGGGCAUGUGUUUCCCUUGGUGUCUGUCGACGGAGGUGUCUUGGCACGCGCGGGACACACGGAAGCAUCCGUGGACCUUGCGCGCCUUGCCGGGUGCACGCCCGCGGCGUUCAUCUGCGAGAUCAACGACGAUUACGGCCGCAUGCUGCGUCGGCCGCAGCUGGAAGUGUUUGCCCAGACCCAUCAGUUGCAUUUGAUUACCAUUUCCGACUUGAUUCGGUAUCGUUUUUCCCGCGAAACAGUUGUCCAGCGAUUGACGGAACCAACGGUACUUCACACGCCCUUCGGCGCCGCGACCAAGAUCACGUUCGGGUCGACGUAUGAUGACCAGCGGUAUGAUGCUUUGGUGGUGGGACAGGUCACGUCCACAGGAACGCUCGUGCAUUUGGUCCAAGGGACGUUGGAAGGGUCGAUCGAAGCUCAAUUUGCGCACCAGCACAUUGUGCGUCAAGGCAAGGCGGGCGUGCUGGUGUUUGUUCCAGGCUAUGAAGGGUUGGUGGAUGUGAGCGGUGAACUCAUGGCGCAACAGAGUAUCUUUGGCAUGGGACUGCAGAUUCUGCGUCAACUGGGUGCGACGUCUGUCGUCCUCGUGGCGGCAACCGCGCCCCUCUUCGACACGAACGGAUUUGGCAUCGACGUCGAACGCUUUGAAGUGUUGGCGACACAAUAG